AUAAAACCCUCCAUCCCGCCUCGCCUUGGACCAACCAGCUACCAUCACACCGAAAACAGAGCACGUCUUUGGUGGAACUUGAUACAGUCACCGCCGUAGUACACAUUUUAAAUCAAUAACAUGCACAUGCAGACUUCUAAACAACUAAACUUGUAGGGGACCCUAAACUCAAAUGAUGGCAGUUGAUUUAAUAGGGGUUGGUUGUCGUCUUAAACUAACAAAUCCGAUGCCAGACACAAACAGAAGUGGAAAGCUUUCUAUCUCUUUAGCUUGUUUUCUCUGACUUGUAAUAUAUUUCAUGCAUUGUUCAGAAGUCUCGCAGUCUUAACAUAACAUGCCGUAAUGUUUGUAAACACAACUCAUAGGUCUGCAUGUGGUGGCAUUGCAUUCAAAUACUUGGCGCAGGUUAAUAACGUCAUUUGAUGAGCGACGAAAGUUUGAAGUGAAGCAAGCUAAGCUAGCCCACUCUAGCCUUUUGGUAAACCAAAAUGUCAGCCGUAUUCAACUUCCAGAGUUUGCUGACGGUGAUUCUGUUGCUCAUCUGUACCUGCGCAUAUCUCCAUACUCUCGCUCCAAGUCUGCUGGACAAGAAUAAGACUGGGAUAUUGGGUAUCUUCUGGAAAUGCGCCCGAAUAGGCGAGAGGAAGAGCCCCUACGUGGCCCUGUGCUGCGCGGUCAUGGCCGUCGCAGUCCUGUUCUCUGAGUAGCACCAUGGCCUCCUCUGCUCUGAUGCUCCCACCUCCCCUGUAGGCUUCCCCUCCGUCUGGAGGACCAACCAGGGACGGAAUCACCUCUCUAGUCCUGAACCAGCUCCGCCUUUCAUCUCCACGCGCCUCGCGUGGAUCUGGGAGGAUCGGCUCCCUCGCCCGUUUCCUCCGAGGGCCGUCCUCUCGCUCUGUCGUGUCGGCCGGGCGUCUCCCUGCCCUCUCGUUGGGUCUGAUCCGGGAUCCAGGCCUUCUGCCGAGUCAGGAACUGGAACUGCUACUGAUCGACGCAAUGCUGAUCCCCCACUGAAGCAGUUGCCUGGCAUCCCUCUCACAUCCAUCCCCCCCCCCCCCCCCCCCCCCGGAGGCGUCAGCCAUCGCCAACAUCCCUGAGCUCUUUGUAAACACCGAUCUUCUUUUGUCGUCCUCAUUUGGCGUUGUUGUUGUUGUUGUUGUUCUCGGUUGCAUAUCUCUAGAUGUUGACCCAUGUGUCCUACUAAAGUGAGUCUCAGCGAGUCCACACGGAGAUGAGAGUGGAGGAUGGUGUGUAUGCAGUUCUAUUAUAUGACCCGAUGCAUGACUCUGUUCUGUUGUGCCUUGGUCAGAAAUAGAUAUAUAUAUAUAUAUAUAUUCUUCUAAAGAAAUGAGAGAGAACAUGGGUCAACUCUGUGUUCAAGACAGAAGCCAACUCUUUCUUUUAAAUGUUACAAUAGACAAAUGAUUGUUUUUAUGACCGUGUCUUGAAGCUGUCCUUAAAUCGUGGCGCUCGGUUUGAAAGGGGAACGUUUUUUAACGCCUUUCGAACAUUUCAAUAAAGCCAAGACGAAUGCUG
This is a messenger RNA of Osmerus eperlanus (European smelt), 1536 nucleotides long. It is a transcript of the gene tmem167a, whose product is annotated as transmembrane protein 167A. The record is from RefSeq and is a predicted model, not a curated record. Gene Ontology annotation, biological process: intracellular transport; protein secretion. The transcript is spliced from 5 exons. The coding region runs from base 489 to 707 and encodes 72 amino acids. Lineage: Eukaryota; Metazoa; Chordata; Actinopteri; Osmeriformes; Osmeridae.